Molecule: messenger RNA, 1882 nt
Organism: Eriocheir sinensis (Chinese mitten crab)
Lineage: Eukaryota; Metazoa; Arthropoda; Malacostraca; Decapoda; Varunidae
Product: DNA-directed RNA polymerase II subunit RPB1-like
Exons: 3
Coding region: 26-691 (221 amino acids)
Cellular component (GO): extracellular matrix
Source: RefSeq, a predicted model, not a curated record
CACCUGGCUGACCAACCGCACCGAGAUGACAGCGAAGGUGUGUUUCCUCCUUGGAUUGGUGGUGUUGGUUGGGGCUGACAAAAGACCUCAGCCAGCCUACUCUUACUCAGCUCCUCAGGACUUCAGCGAGGAGUCCUACGAAUCGACUGAGGCCAAGUAUGAGUUCAACUACGCCGUGAAGGACGAGUACUCCGGCAACGACUUCGGCCACCAGGAGUCCCGCGACGGUGACCGGACUGACGGCUCUUACUACGUGCUGCUCCCCGACGGCCGCCUGCAGAGGGUGACCUACUACGUGGACGGCGACUCGGGCUUCGUGGCGGAGGUCAGCUACGAGGGUGAGGCACGCAAACCAGAGUCCUACAGUCCCCCCAAGCCUACCUACGCCCCUCCCCAACCUACCUACGCCCCCCCUAGGCCUACUUACACCACCCCCAAACCCCCCAGGCCUACCUACGCCCCUCCCCAGCCUACCUACUCACCCCCUAGACCUACCUACACCACCCCGAAACCCCCCAGGCCUACCUACGCCCCUCCCCAGCCUACCUAUGCCCCUCCCCAGCAGACCUACGCCCCUCCCCAGCCUACCUACGCCCCCCCUCGCCCAACUUACGCCCCUCCCCAGCCUGUCUACGCCCCCCCUCAGCCUACUUACUCCACCCCUCAACGGACCUACGGCUUCCCUCAGUAAGGAGUCACCGUGGAUACAUCAGUUCCCCCUCGUUUAAGACCAUUCUCCCUUCCGUCUCUUUUACAAGGGUCUCCCACUGUUCCCUCUCAUAAGACUCCCUCAGUACUUCACUCCCUCCCCCUCUCCCCCUUGUAAGAACCGUUCGUUAUGUCCCUCACUCUUUCCCCUUCUCCCAUCUCUAACUUAAGGGUCUUUCCCAGUUCCCCCCCUAACUUAAGAGCCCCCCCCUAACACCCACCUCCUAUCAGCACUCCACCAUUGCCCUCAUUACUCUCUUUCCCUAUUUAUAAGAACGCUUCCCUUCUCCCCUCACUACCUUAUGAACCUCCCUCCCUUACCCCUGCCUCAAUAACUCCUUCCUUACCCCGCCUCCCUGUAGAACCCCUUAGACCUUCAAAGGCUGCCCCCUCUCUCUUUCCCUUCCCUCCUUUCCUUCCCCUCACUCAAUGAACGCUGUGCAAUAUUUUGAUAAGCUAUAUAUUGAUAUCUUUUAUACGACUGUUUGUGUACGACUGAGUCACUUUUGCAAACCACUGUACUAUAAGAGCUUAAGUUAUUCUGGGAGAUUUAAUUCCUUUGUGUGUUUAAGGAGACUUGAUUCCUCUGCAUAUUUUAGGAGACUUUGAUUCCUUUACAUGUCUUGCGAGAUUGGAUUCCCUUGUAUAGUUUGGGAGAUUCGAUUCCCUUGUGUACUGAAGGAUAUUUUAAUUCCUUUGCACAUUUUGGGAGACUUGAUUCUUUGGUAUGUUUUGGGAGACUUUGAUUCCUUUAUAUGUCUUUGGAGAUUUAAUUCCUUUAUAUAUUUUGGGAGACUUAAUUCCUUUAUAUAUUUGGGGAGACUUUGAUUCCUUUAUACGUCUAUGGAGAUUGAUUCUUUUAUGUGUUUUUUGAGACUUAAUUCCUUUGCAUAUUUUGGAAAAUUUUGAUUCGUUUAUCUAUUUCGGGGGACUUGAUUCCUGUGCAUAUUUCAGAUUUGAUUCCUUUGUAUACUCGUAUAUAUAAUUUAGAAUGCGAGUCAAUGCGAUUUUCACAUAUAUAUUUUUAUCAUCUCAUUCUCUUUCCCUGUAAUUUGAGUGUUCCGUUUACUCUCCCGCCUAGGAAUUUUCGAACGUUUGUGGAACGUUUGUGGUUUGUGGAGUCGGUUCUUCGGCGACACUAUUAUUAUUUUUUAUACACGAAAUAAAAGAAAAU